This is a messenger RNA of Linum trigynum, 1738 nucleotides long. The record is from the annotation of a GenBank genome assembly. NCBI's taxonomy places the organism in Eukaryota, Viridiplantae, Streptophyta, Magnoliopsida, Malpighiales, Linaceae.
CCAUCUGCCACGCUCUUCCUAACAUCCCCCGCCAUUGCCAUUGCCAUUGCCGAGGUAUCACUUUCCUUCCUUCCUUCCCAAAUCCCACCACUGUUCUAUCACUCAAAAAAUCCAUCAACAGUUCAACACCGCGACAACCCGGCCAUCUUCAACACCCAUGGCAUCUUUUCUCUCAUCUUCUUUUCUACCCUUGACGUCCCCAAAUUCUGCUGCUAUCCACAUUCCCAAAUGCAGAACCAAGACCUGCCGCCGAAGAACAACACUCCUACCGCCGCCCGUUACAGCUUCUUCAUCUUCCACCGGCAAUUCUUCACCACAACUGCCCAAGUUGGUCACUUUCCUCGGGAAAGGAGGCUCCGGCAAGACCACUUCCGCUGUUUUCGCUGCUCAGCAUUAUGCACAGAGCGGGCUAAAUACGUGCCUGGUAAUACAGACCCAGGACCUAUCUGCCGAUCACCUCCUCAACUGUAAGAUUGGAACUUCUCCCAUUCGCUGCAAUCAAAACCUUUCCGCUGUUAGGCUGGAAACCACCAAAAUGCUUCUUGAGCCUCUCAAUCGACUGAAGCAAGCUGAUGCUCAACUUAACUUAACUCAAGGUGUUCUUGGAGGGGUGGUAGGGGAAGAGCUUGGGGUGCUUCCUGCCAUGGAUUCUGUUUUUGGUGCAUUUGUCCUUGAGAGGCUAGUUGGAUUCUUAACAGAUUUGAAGCAGAAGGACAAACAUGAGCAAAGAUAUGACAUUAUAAUUUAUGAUGGAAUUAGCUCCGACGAAACUCUAAGGAUGAUAGCUGCUGCAUCUAAGACAAGAUUGUAUUUGAAAUAUGUGAGGAACAUGGCUGAGAAGACGGAUCUCGGGAGGUUGGCUAGUCCUUCUGUAUUGCGACUGCUUGAUGAAGCGCUGGAUUUAAGUGGUAGGAGUUCCCACUUGAACGGGCCUAGGAGUUCUGAAAUAUGGGACAUUCUGGAAAAGAAGUUGGAGAAGGGGUCUUCUGUGUUUGCUGAUCCCAAUCGAUUUGGUUGCUUCCUAGUUAUGGAUCCAAACAAUCCAGUCUCGUUGAACUCUGCAUUACGUUAUUGGGGGUGUGCAAUCCAGGCUGGUACAACUGUUUCAGGUGCCAUUGCUUCAGCAUCUUCCCCGUGCUUGAGUGAUGAAUCAUUGAUGGAAGAAGUUAAGCAGAAGUUUUCGCCUUUGCCUUACGCAUGCCUUCCGAACUUAUCAAUGAAUCAUCAUCCUUUGACUUGGGAUUCAAUCAUGCAUAGUACCUCACCCAACCAUGAGGCAAGGGCGUUGUUUUCAGCAGCAAGUGAUCCCAGUAGUAGUAGUAGUAGUAGCAGCAGCAUAACACCACCAGUGAUGUUUGAUGCUGCGAGGAAAUCAGUCACCCUUUUCAUGCCAGGUUUUGACAAGUCAGAGAUUAAACUAUACCAAUAUAGAGGAGGUUCAGAAUUGCUGGUAGAAGCAGGGGACCAGAGGCGGGUGAUUCUUCUGCCACCUAAAAUCCAAGGGAAAGUUGGAGGUGCCAAGUUCAUUGACAGAAGUCUGGUGAUCACUAUGCGAUAGCUGCCCUUAUUUUGAUUGUAUGAUUACUGAUUGUUACGUGUCUAUCUCCACUCGAGUAAUGUACUUGUUCUUACCCUCAGCAAGUUGGAAGCUGAUAUAGUUACUUAUUGCAAAAGGAGGAGACCAUAACAGGGAUCUUCAGAGACUAGAAAAUACCUUCCACAAGUUGGAUUUUUUAGU